AUGAAGCUACACACCACUAUCGCCCAAGCUCGGCCCUCUCUUCUACUGAGAAAAGCCUCCUCCCAACCAGCUUUUCUUGCACUCGGUGGCGUACGAUAUGAAUCCGUCACGAAAAAGUGGGAAGGCAGCUCAAAGGAUGAUCAUUCCACUCAAAGAUCUAAGAGAGGAGACACAUAUGACAUUCCGUCAAACGCAGCCGCCUCGGCCAUGAAAGAAAGGCAGCAAAAUGAAGGAGUCGCAGACAAGACUAAGUCACAGAGCACAACACAGAGAGGCGGGUCGGAAUUUGGCAAAAAAGCCAAGGCGGAGCACCCAGCAGCUCCAGAGCCCAUUAUUGGCAUGAAUGAUGAGCGGGCGCAGAAGGGCCAUUGA
Messenger RNA from Penicillium verhagenii, 372 nucleotides. RefSeq lists its product as uncharacterized. Bases 1 to 372 code for a protein of 123 amino acids. The transcript has 2 exons. The record is from RefSeq and is a predicted model, not a curated record. Lineage: Eukaryota; Fungi; Ascomycota; Eurotiomycetes; Eurotiales; Aspergillaceae.